Molecule: messenger RNA, 3966 nt
Organism: Mauremys mutica (yellowpond turtle)
Lineage: Eukaryota; Metazoa; Chordata; Testudines; Geoemydidae
Gene: VAX1
Product: ventral anterior homeobox 1
Exons: 3
Coding region: 837-1787 (316 amino acids)
Biological process (GO): central nervous system development; regulation of DNA-templated transcription; brain development
Molecular function (GO): DNA-binding transcription factor activity, RNA polymerase II-specific; DNA binding
Source: RefSeq, a predicted model, not a curated record
GAGAGGUAGGAGUUUAAGAUGGCUGUCUGGAGAGAGAUGUGUUCAGGAGGAUUUCUGCUGGGCUGAUCCUCGGCUUCCUUGGAUAGACCCUCUCCAGGGGAAAACUUUUUUGUGUGUAGUGGUUGGUUUGUUUUGUUUAGACUCCAGGCUGCUUUUUCUGCCACUGCGUUUUUCCAGCCUUUCCUAGCAGCUUUAUUCAGAUUUAUUUGGCGUGUCUUGGAUAAAGCCACUAUAUAAUCUGGAGGGUCAAAGGCAGACUGAAGAAAGUUAAUAAUGGCUGCUAAUGGUGCUAACAAUUCAGGGUGAAUCUUGUCAAAAGUUUUUUUUUUCCCACCCCCCUUUCUGGAAGUCUCAGUCUUUUGAUUGUGUGUUUCCUGAAAGCAAGACCAAUCAUUUCAGUUUAUUCACUGGCUAAACUCUACUUGAUUGGGGACAAGCACACAAACCAUCCAUUACGAUCUGAUAUAUUAUCCAAACAAUUUAGUGUAUUCAUGAGGUAACCUAAAUGUGGAGGCUGCAAAAUUACCCGUAAUCAAUUGAAACAGCGAGUGCGCGUCCCUCUGUGUGUCUAACAACUACAUGUCUCUGUAAUAAGGCAGACAUUAAAUCAUUUUGGAGUUGUACUGUUGAGUACCUGAUCACUGGGGCUCAGGGAAGCUGGACAGUCACAUUAGGACGCAGGGAUUGAGGAAGAAGCAAGCUGCCUUUCUGUUGGGAUCAAAGCCGACCCUUCCUGGCGAGAGGUGCUUUUCCAGAUCCCCACCGACCUGACCGCAGGCUGUGCAAUAUCCAAGACUUUCUUUUCUUUUUCUUUUUCUUUUUUUUUAUUGCACUACAUGUUUGGGAAACAAGACAAAAUGGACGUUAGAUGCAAUUCAGAGGCUGAAGCGAACCGGGUCUCGAAGAACGGACAUAAAGAGGGCAAGGAAAGCAAAGGGUCUGAAGGAAAUAUUUCUACUUCUUUUCUGAAGGAUCAGCAAGGGACUUAUUCUGCCUCGGCCGUGUCGGAAGAGUGUAAUAAAAGUAAAUCUAGUUCUGCGGACCCGGACUAUUGCAGGAGGAUCCUAGUUAGAGAUGCCAAAGGUUCAAUAAGAGAGAUUAUUCUGCCUAAAGGACUUGAUCUGGACCGCCCCAAACGGACCCGAACGUCCUUCACCGCGGAGCAGCUGUACCGGCUGGAGAUGGAGUUCCAGAGGUGCCAAUACGUGGUGGGACGGGAAAGGACCGAACUGGCCCGGCAGCUCAAUCUUUCGGAAACUCAGGUAAAGGUCUGGUUCCAGAACCGGCGCACGAAGCAGAAGAAGGACCAAGGCAAAGACUCGGAGCUGAGGUCCGUGGUGUCGGAGACCGCCGCCACCUGCAGCGUCCUCCGGCUCCUGGAGCAAGGCCGGCUGCUCUCCCCGCCGGGCCUGCCCGGCCUCCUGCCCCCCUGCGCCGCCAGCGCCUUGGGCUCGGCGCUGCGGGCCCCCGGCCUCAGCAUCGCCGCCACGGGCACCAGCAGCUCGGGCGGCUCCCCGCACCCGCCGGCGGCGAGCAGCGCGGCGGGGCCCCCUCCGGCUGCGGGACUCCACGCCUCGCCCAGCGCCGGCCACAACCUCUUCAGCCUGCCGGUGCCCAGCCUGCUGGGCUCGGUGGCCGGCCGCCUGGCCUCGAACCCCUUGACAAUGGCCGGGUCCCUGGCCGGGAACUUGCAGGAACUGUCCGCCAGGUACCUGAGCUCCUCCGCCUUCGAGCCCUACUGCAGGACCAACCCCAAAGAAGGCGCUGAGAAAAAAGCCCUGGACUGACUCUGAGUAACUCUGUGUAUUUAUAUUUAUAGUAUCUAUUCGCGGGGAUAUUUAUGGAAUAAUGACACGUUAGCAUCUCAUCAGCCCUCCCUUCAUUCCCCCACCAUCCUGCCCUAGCCGCCCCCCCACGACCAUGCUUUCCUAGCCAGACUCACUGCCGAAUGCAACAAGGGGGCGAAGCUAUGUUUAGAGGAGAAACCAGGAAGUGGACAAACACCUCACCCGAGUGUAGCCGCUAAAGAAACGGAUUCCAGACAAAACAGCCGGGAGGCACCACUCUUAGUGGUGGAGACCCCUGUAUUUUAGCGUGGGAGGGUGCCAGGGGGGGAAAGGCAGGGUGGGGGAGGUUUGCAGGCAGCUCAAAACCAAACAUUUUGACUGCAUUCUGAAGCACACCAAUGCAAACCUAACGAUGAUCCACGGUUUUAUUUGGGAAACGGACUGGGGAGGAGGGGGGAAAUGGGAAGGGGGAGUUGUUUGCAGUUUAAUCAGAACCAUUUUGACUGCAUUCUGAAUUAAACCGACGCCAACCGAUGGGGAAGUCGAUUCCAAACAAACAGACAUAGAAAUGGAACCAUCAGGUGGAUUUAAAUGUGUCGUCAAGACUUCAGUGACUCUAAGCACAAAUUUGCUCAAGGUUUUGUGGCCCCAUAUAUGUAUAUGAUGACUGCACUACAUUAACCGUUUAGUAUCCUAGUUUUUAUUUAUAUUUGCCCUUGAUACAGACCCAAUCCAGGAAAAAAGUCUAUCAACUUUAAAAAAAAAAUCUUGAAUAUUUUAAGGAUCGGAACAGACUGCCUUUAAAACCUGUGCAUUAAAUGCAGAUAUAGAAAACAAUGGCUUUAGAUUGUUUUUAUUUAAAACAAUCUUUCACUUCGAGAUAAUGCAACGCCCCCUUUUUCUAGUUUCAAGAGCUAGUUCUUCGAACCAAAAAUAACAUAAAAAUGUUGUAAAAGUAAGUGUUAAAUAAGGAAAAGUAAGGGAGAGAGAGUGGCGUGAUUGCAUCUAUACCUAUUGAAAUGGCAGUUUUUUCGAAUUGAGUUUCUAAUGCUUUCAAAGUGUAUCCAAAUUAAACAUCUUUAGGGUCUCCUCCCUCCGUAAUACUCUCACAAAUUACUUUAUAUUUUACUUUCAUUUUAAUCAAAAUGUAAGUAAAAUAUAAAGAACAUAACUUUUUAAAAUACAUCCGUAUAACAAUCCUGUUUGUCCUUUCGCAUACUUGUUACAGUUAUUUUUCUCCAUCCACCAAGGUGUUUAUUCCAAACUCUCGCAUUCUGAUCGACUUCAUAUUAAGUUUCAGUACUUGAAUUUGUCAGAAAAAAAAAGAAUUCUGUAGUUAGCGAGUUUGUUUGUUUGUUUAGUUUUUCGUUCUUUAACCUUUAAUAUAAGGCGUUUACAAACUGUAUAAAUACGUGCCACCAAACCUUAACCAAAAAUAAUUACAAAAAAUGGAAUGGUUGCUGUAGUUUAGAAAAUUAACUACAAAACAGAACUGGAGAGAGAGCGAGAGAGAGAGAGCAGGACAGAAAACAAAAUAGUAAUUUUAUUGUGAAUUAUUUACGUCUGAAGUUUCUAGGCAAUAGUGGAGAAAAUAAUGAAUGAAUCGAGCGCCGAGAACUUGCUACUAACUUUUGUUCUGAAUGUUUUUGGAUAUUUGGAUGUUUUGUAUUUAUGUGGUGAGAGUGAAAUAUAUUAUAUCUAUAUGACGACAGAAUUAGGUGUACUUUCGUCUUAUAUUUAAAACACCAAAAUUAUCAUCAGAUAUGUACGACGGAAAAUGUCACAAAUCCUUUCUAGUGGAUGUUCUGAAGUCGAUUGCCUUGCUGGACCUAUAGUUCUGAACAGAUGGGACAGUUUUGGAUUCACGACGAAAUAGCUGAGUUUACACCGGUUUUAAAAACAAACAAAACUCUCUAAACAUAGUUGUUUAUUUAAAUUAGGACUGUUAUUCAACUGAUUAAGCCGCGGGCUUGCUUCCUUUCGGACCAAUAAGUAUUUUACUGGCCCAUAACAAGUGUCAUUUCCCCAUGUGUUAAUAAAAAAAACAGACACUGCAGUUACACGACGCUAGAUUUUCAGAAUAGGAGUUCCCCAACCCUUGUGCAUACGUAAUCUCUUUAUAUAAAAAAGAGAGAGAGGAUGGAAUAUUAAUGAUAAACCAAAGGGCUUUCAGUAAAGA